Molecule: messenger RNA, 4947 nt
Organism: Manacus vitellinus (golden-collared manakin)
Lineage: Eukaryota; Metazoa; Chordata; Aves; Passeriformes; Pipridae
Gene: UBAP1L
Product: ubiquitin associated protein 1 like
Exons: 9
Coding region: 2347-3717 (456 amino acids)
Biological process (GO): ubiquitin-dependent protein catabolic process via the multivesicular body sorting pathway
Cellular component (GO): ESCRT I complex
Molecular function (GO): ubiquitin binding
Source: RefSeq, a predicted model, not a curated record
GGAACGAGAGCUUAAGGCCGCUGCUGACAGUGUCUUGUCUGAAGUACGGAAGAAACAAGCAGACACCAAGAGGAUGGUGGAUGUCCUGCGUGGGCUGGAAAAGCUUCGGAAACUGAGAAAAGAGGCUGCUGCCAGAAAAGGUGUUUGUCCACCCCCCUCAGCAGAUGAAGCAUUUGAAACUCAGGUGGAGAGUCUGAAAACGUUGCUCAAAACUCGCACAGAGCUGUAUGAGGCUGAGGAGAGAGCAUUAAGGGUUAUGCUAGAAGGAGAACAGGAGGAGGAAAGAAAGAGGGAAAUGGAAAAGAAACAGAAGAAGGAAAGGGAAAAACUACUACAGCAGAAACUGGAAAUGGAUUCCAAGCUGUUUGGGGAUCCAGCUGAAUUCCCACUCGCCCAUCUGUUGCAGCCCUUCAGAGACUACUACUUACAAGCUGAGCAUUCUGUAGCAGCUCUUAUCCAGAUCAGGCAUGAAUGGGAUCAGUACUUGGUGCCAGCUGACCACCCCGAAGGAAGCUGCAUCCCUCCAGGAUGGGUUCUCCCCAGUCUCCCCACCAAUGACACUUGGGCCACUGCUGUCAGAUGAUUUAGUAAUAAAUUGUGUUAACGUUGGAGGAUUGUUUCAUUAAAAUUACAUGUGUUAAAUAUGAGAGGGCCCGAAGAGGAAGUCUCAUCCUCUCUUUCAGCAGCCAGGUACUGGAAAGUCUUUACUGGAAUGUCUUGAAGAAAAGUUUUAAGAACUGUUUUUGCUGUCUGACUGUGCAGGGAGAUAUCUGAGCAAGCCCAGAGCUGCCAGGGCUCUCGUGGUGUGGAAUUACAGUCCCGCUGUGAGUUUUUGUUAAAUCUGAGUCUUAAUAAAGGAACAUUGCUGACAGUGGUAUUUGUGCCAGUAUUAACAUCCUAUUUUUAGUGGCUUUUAUCUUUAUAGAAGAUGAUGAAAUCUCCAGAAAUAAAGAAAUACUAAAAUAUAUAUCUACCCCAUUAGUAAACAUAUUAUUCUUCUUAAAUGAAGCAUGUCAAGUAUCACUGUCAAAAUAGUUCCUGUAUUUUUGGGUGUAGAAACAACUCUAUUACAAGUUUGAAGUACAAACAAGACAAGGUUUUUCAAGGUUGAUUAAAGCAGCUGUUGACAUUUUACUUUUGUGGACUAAAACUGGUACCACAACAUGGAAAAAAUUCCCAGCUGUGGUGAAAUAGGUCAGACAGCCAUGUGAAUAGACACAAAUUUGAUGAAUAAGCCUGCUGGAAAAAAACCCAAUAAAAUCUGAAGUCUGUCCUACUGUAAUUGUUUUGCCUAUAUAGCUAUUUUUGUAUAAGGACACAUCAUGUCUGUAAUAUUUGAUUACAAAACACAGCUCUAUUUUGUAAGUUGUUUUUUUUGUACAGAAUAAAUAGAGAAAAAUGGAUAUUUUUUUUUUCCAUUUGAAGCACUUUUACAACGAGGGAGAGAUUUGUUUGAAUACUUGGCAUCAAAUACGACUCCAACAUGGAGAGAAUUGCUGGGAAAAGGUUUGUGUGAAGGAACUUCUCCCUCCUGCAAGGUGACAGAGGCAUCUGAUGUCAAAGCCGUCCGUGUUCUGGACAGUUUGCUUGUGACAGUGAUGGGCCAUAUGGAUUUGGGGCUUUGCUGGGCUAUGCAGAUGGUCGUGGCACCUUUCCAGAGCUGCAGACCUGAUUCUUGCUUAGCCCCAGUGUGUGGGAAUCGAGUUAAUCUCUCCAGUGCUUUUCCCCUUGGCGUCACAACAGCGCGUCAUCCAUGGAGGAGGCGACGUCAUGGCCUAAAUUCCACACCUGGGCCUUAUGUGAUAUGUUAAUAGUUUAUUGGCUGAAGCUUUGCACUGGUUUCUGUUAGUAAGAGCACACAACCUAGUAGUUUUUAACAGAAUUACUGUGAGUGCAGAAGUUUGCAGUUCUUGCUCACCUGCAGCACCCCAAAAUACAGAUUACCAGGAAGUCCUUUGGAGGUGGAGUUCUGAUUUCCUCCUCCAUACAUCCCCCUGUCACUUCCAGCAUCUCGGUACUCCAGACCCAAGGCUGAGUCAGAUCCUGGGGAGUCUUCCCUGAUGAAAAUGCACAAGUUCAAAAAUAAAAACAAUUGCAUGAAAACAAUACAACUCCAACACUUCCAGUUCAGGAAGCUUAGUGACCGGAGGAUGCUCUGCUUAAACAAUUAGGCUCCUUAUCCCGUCAGUGCGUCUGAGGGACAAGCCAACCACUUAAGCUACGAUUAUCUUAAAACUGUCCAAGUCAGCUGCUUGUCUGACACUGCAGGAAUUUAAAGAGCUGAGCAGUAGAUAAGCAGGCAGUGGAGCAGCAGCCCUGUUCUCCCUGCCCUGCGAGGAGAGCUCCAUGAGUUCGUCUGACGCAGCAAGAAAUCAGGCAGGAGUGAUGAGCUACCUGGAUGAAGUUCCCUUCAGGAUGGCCCUGAGCCUCGACGGGGACUCAGGGGGAGAAAUCCCCUUAAUCACCACCCCGGACAUCGAGGUCCCCGACUGCACCGACAUCCUCAUGAGCACCAUGCACGACUUCUCCCUGGAAAGGAAAGUGCUUUACUGGGUCGAGGUGGCCUCUCAGCAGCAAACCUGCCGGCACCGGGUCACCUCCGAGGUCGUCCCCACGGCCCCGCCGUGCUGGCUGCUGCUGGUGGCCCCCGCCGACAGCUACGGGGGCCGGGCGCGGGACGCGGCGGUGCGGCGAUCCAUCAGCAUGAGCGCCGCCGACACCUCCUACGGGCACGCCAGGGGCAGGGCGGGCCUGUCCGACACUGAGAGUGAGACCUGGCACUCGGAGGAGGGCGACUACUCGGACGAUGAGUACUCCUCGACCUCCCUGGAGGAGAAUGACAAGGAUGAAAAGCUCCUCUCCAGGAGGAGAAGCUCUGGGAGAAGCGUGGCUUCACGUCUCAGCUUUUACCAGACUCGACCAAAGACAUCGCCUGGCUUGCUGGAGCCCUCACCAGAGAACAAUGUCCACAGCCCAGCCAGCCCGGACCCCAGCAAGCAGAGAAGAUCCAUGGUGAUAUUUAACAACAUGAAGAAUGAGCUGGAGGCAGCCAGGAGGAAGCUGGCUGCUCUGGUGCAUCCUUUGAACAGAGCUGCCACGGGGGGCAGGGGCAUCCCGGUGCCACGGCUGCUCCCACAGUGUCCCGGCGCCAACCGUGGUGUCAAGUACGGGCCAGCCCAGGACGUGUCCCAGCUGGGGACCUUGGUGCCAACUCCUCCAGCCACACCUGCACCAAUCCCACCCAUCAAGCGGCACAAACCCACAGUGCCGUCCCUCAGCCCCUACACCUGCCUCCCCCCUGCCUGCACGCCUGGGAGACCCCUCAGCUCCCUCAGAUCCCAGCCGGAUUCCUCGGCUGACCUGCUCUCCGCUCUGAGCCAAGAGGAGCGAGACCUCAUCGAGCCCGUCAUAGCCCUGGGCUACCCCACGCACAAAGCCAUCCUCACCCUCCAGAAGACGGGAAGGCAAAGCUUAAGUCAGUUCCUGAGCUACCUGGGUGCCUGUGACCGGCUGCUGAAGCAGGGCUACGAGGAAGGGCAGGUGGAGGAGGCCAUGGAAAUGUUCCAGUACUCGGAGAAAAAGGCAGCUGAAUUCUUGCAUCUGUUGGCUCAGUUUAACGAUAUGGGUUUCCAGCAAAAUGAAAUCAAAGAAGUUCUUUUGCUCUGUGGGAAUCAGAGGGAGAGGGCGCUGGAAGAGCUCGUGAUGAAAACCCACUGAGCAGCACCCUGGACCCAUCACAGCUUCCCCUCUCCAGACUGCACCAGAAGCACUCAGGUGGUUCUGCUGCUCCAUCCCCACCCCUGGAAACAACCCAUCACAGACCUUCACAGCUCUUCCUUGGUGUCUCAUCUCAUUUUAUGGACAUCCAUCAUAAGAGUGUUUAUCAUUCAGGCACCGACUUCAUAGGAGGAAUAUUUGUCUCCUCACCCACACAUCCCCACCCUGAUCAUCUCAGCUGUUCAGAUUAGAUGAAAUAAGAUCCAAACCGCCUUCGGCUUAGAUUUUUGCAAAACCCAAACCACAGUGUUCUCCCUCCACCUGGGGUGAUGGGUGUCAUGUUUUCAGCUACAAUCAAAUGUGGAUUCUUAAGAGAUUAUAUAAAUCAUCAGAAGAAAUUGUUUUCCUAAAAUCUGAAGGAACAUGUGUUGGUCCUGGCUUGGUAAGAGUCUCAGCUGACUUAGUCAUGAUUGAAUAUUGUAAUUGAAAUCCAAUUUGAUCACAUUAGCUUCUCCUUUUAAACCAGAAAUGUGAUAAAAAUACACAAUUCCAUGAAGGUAAGGAAAGAAAACAGGCUGCCCUUGCUCUGAAAUACAUGAGGUUGAAUGCAAAAUGGUGGAGGUAGGAGUUUGUCCUCAGGGAACUUCCUGAAAUCAGAACAGAGAGAUGGGGAACUGCUCAUUGGCCUCAUGCUCUGCCCAAAUCAGGAAAAUUCAGGGGAUGUUUCCCUAAACUGUGAAGACAGUGGCUCCAAAUGAAGUUAAGCAUGAAAGUCAGCAUCGGGAACAUCUGGAUGCUCGGGGGAAUUUCUGUAUGCAACUGAAGGACAGAGAAUGGGAUGUGUGUCUUGGUUUGGCACUGGAACAGUGGACAGUGUUUUCACAUAAAGUAUGUUAUUUUCCUGUGAAUUAGAUACAGAUGUAAUUUCUUUGAGUAAAGAUGCUUGGGGGGUUCUUCUGCAAUGUGUUUGUGUCUUUUCCUGUCAGGAUGCCAACUGGCACAACCCAGCAGAGAAAAUCCUUCGUUAGUUGCAUUAGUACCAUUUUUCCAUUGUAUCCUUCCAAAUAAUCUCUCAGUCUAACAUACUACCAUUGAGGUAAAACACUGUGUCCCUUCUCCCUGGAUCUCCAGGUGGAUGCCAAACACCAGCAGGAAGGUACAUCUCUCCACGGCUGCCUUCAUUCUUGCCUGGAUGGACAAGGAAACUUGGCAUCCAAGUUUUGGGGGACU